This is a messenger RNA of Aspergillus niger, 426 nucleotides long. RefSeq lists its product as hypothetical. The transcript has 4 exons. Lineage: Eukaryota; Fungi; Ascomycota; Eurotiomycetes; Eurotiales; Aspergillaceae. The record is from RefSeq and is a predicted model, not a curated record. The coding region runs from base 1 to 426 and encodes 141 amino acids.
AUGAAAGAUAGCUUAGCUGGAGAGAGAUUUGAAGGAAGAGGGACAGACGGACUGGAAGUCACUGGAUCUGAUAGACGGUGUCUAACGACCGUUGCUCAUACUUCGUCACUCUUGAAGCCAGACAAAGGGCCAACUUGCAAUCUGGUGGCUCGACAGAUUAGCCGCCGAGGGGGAUGCUGGCCGGCGCAUCAUUGGCUCAGCGCAAAGGCCCCAACGGUGCAUGAGGGGCAGCUCUCCGCGAAUAAUCAGUCGGAAAUGGUUGAUCUCCUCCUUCACGGCGCUGCAGGGUUGCAUGUGGCUGCUACUAGCACUAGGCCUGGUUUGUGUCGCUUUUCCAUCUGCCGGUGGGACCCUGAGAUAUACUUAGCAGAUGCUUCUUGUCUUCCCCGAGCGUCGGGAUCGGCCCGCGGCGGUACCCUAAGAUGA